GAUAAAAGCCGCAGUAGAAGAAGACAAAGACAUGUUUUGAUAAUUGCACUACAUUAGAAAACUUUAGCGUCUCAUUUCUGGUGCAGAAAGUGUUUUUUUUUUGUUGUUGUCGUUGAUUAUAUUUAUAGCAAAGCUCAUUAAAAUAACCGAGUUAAUUGAGAUUUAAUUUAAUACUGAUGAUGAUGGUGAUGAAGGAGUGUUGCUGUCAUGUCACGUGGAUUCAGACUUUACACUCUACAGGACUGAAGUAAAGUUAAUAAACAUCAUUUCUGACUGUGUGUCUUUACACUUCCGGUCUGACUGCAAUGCCGAGCUCAGAGAACACCGGUCAUAAUAAAAGGCCGAGGCUGGACUGGAGGUUCCUCAAGACGUUCUGCAGAAUUUUACGAGUACUUUUCCCGAGCUGGUGCAGUCAGAAUGUUGUCAUGUACGGGACGCUGCUCAUAGUCACUCUAUUAGUUCAGCUGGUGAUUUAUCAGGUGGGUCUGAUCCCGAGUCAGUUCUAUGGCGUUUUGUCGGAGAAGAACUACGACAAAUUCAAGGAGCUGGUGGCGUUUUCCAUCCUGCUCAUCGUCCUUAACGUUGCACUCAAGAGUCUGGAGCAGUACAUCAGCAAUCUCCUGUACCUCGGCUGGAGGAAAUGUUUAACGCAGAAGCUCCACGGAGAUUACUUCACCAGACAGGUCUACUACACCCUCAACGUGCUCCAGGAGGACAUCGAUAACCCAGACCAGAGGAUGACUCAGGAUGCAGAGAGGUUGUGUAAGCAGUUGAGCAGUAUGGCCAGUCGACUGGUCAUUUCCCCGUUUACCAUCUCCUACUAUUCCUACCAGUGCUUUAAAAUCACUGGAUGGAUCGGAUUCGUCAGCAUCCUCGGCUUCUUCUUGGUCGGCACUGUUGCCAACAAGCUCCUGAUCGGCCCCAUCGUGUCAACGCUGGUUGAACAGGAAAAGCUGGAAGGAAACUUCAGAUUCAAGCACAUGCAGAUCAGAGUUAAUGCCGAAUCAGCAGCUUUCUUCAGGGCAGGGACGGUGGAACACGUGCGGACGGACCACAGGCUUCAGAGUCUCUUGCGCACACAGAGGAAGCUGAUCGACAGGGAGUUCCUGCUCCUUAUCGCCGUAAACACGUUUGACUACAUGGGAAGCAUCCUCAGCUACAUCAUCAUCGCCAUACCCAUCUUUGCGGGCGUGUAUGACGGUUUGACCCCGGGGGAGAUCAGCGCUCUCGUCAGCAAGAAUGCCUUCGUGUGCAUAUACCUGAUUAAUUGUUUCACGCAGCUCAUAGACCUUUCGAGCACCGUCUCGGAUGUCGCAGGUUACACACACAGGAUUGGAGAACUCCAGGAAGUUAUGCAGGACAUCAACAGGAAGCAGUGUGAUGACUGGGGUUCAGCAGAGAUUCAUGACAGCGACAGAGCUUACGGCGACGCCGCCAUCAUCCUGAACCAGCUUUCUUUUACGUCUCCGGUCUCUGAGGGUCUGCUGGUGAAGAAUUUGUGUCUGAGGGUCUAUGAGGGGACGCACCUGCUAGUGGUUGGAAACACGGGCACUGGGAAAACGUCUCUCCUCAGGGUCCUCAACCUUCUGUGGAAACCUUCUAAUGGUUCUGUUCAGACGAACGUCUGUUUCGGGCCGAGGGGAAUCAUGUUCUUGCCUCAGAAACCCUUCCUGACUGACGGCACGCUUCGAGAACAGGUCAUUUUCCCUUUAGCGGACUGCUAUCCAGUCUCAGAUGCUGUGGACACCGAAAGAAUUUUGCGGUGUCUGGAACUGGCCGGGAUGUCCUGUCUUUUGAAGAGGACCGGCGGCCUGGAUGGGAGAGUGGACUGGAACUGGUAUGACGUCCUUUCACCAGGCGAGAUGCAGAGACUGUGCUUCGCGAGGCUGUUCUACCUGCAACCGAAAUACGCAGUGCUGGACGAAGCCACCAGUGCUUUGACCGAAGAAGCUGAGGAACAGAUGUACACGGCUUGUAAACAGCUGGGCAUGACUCUGAUUAGCCUGGGUCACCGCAGCAGCCUGAAGAAGUAUCAUGAUGAAAUGCUGAGGCUGUGUGGAGGCGGUCAUUGGGAUCACUGUAAAUUGGAUUCGAGGUGAAAAUCCAGAACAAAUGUGUUUUUGUUUUUUUUCCCUUUUGAGGAAAGAAACUCACACACACACAAAUUGUGUGUAAGAAUAAGUUUAGCCUGAAACAUCGAUUUCAGGUGAAGAACUAAAGAGUCGGACCUGCGAUGGUUCCUGGAAAUGACAACACUGAGGCGUCUCGAACAAAAUUUAUAACGUUACGAGAAUUAUUUUUAAUCUUAUUACAUCUGAUUAAAUACAUUAAAUACAA
Molecule: messenger RNA, 2337 nt
Organism: Tachysurus vachellii
Lineage: Eukaryota; Metazoa; Chordata; Actinopteri; Siluriformes; Bagridae
Gene: abcd4
Product: ATP-binding cassette, sub-family D (ALD), member 4
Exons: 19
Coding region: 306-2099 (597 amino acids)
Biological process (GO): peroxisome organization; fatty acid beta-oxidation; very long-chain fatty acid catabolic process
Cellular component (GO): peroxisomal membrane
Molecular function (GO): ABC-type transporter activity; ATP binding; long-chain fatty acid transmembrane transporter activity
Source: RefSeq, a predicted model, not a curated record